Molecule: messenger RNA, 2212 nt
Organism: Branchiostoma floridae (Florida lancelet)
Lineage: Eukaryota; Metazoa; Chordata; Leptocardii; Amphioxiformes; Branchiostomatidae
Product: G-patch domain and KOW motifs-containing protein-like
Exons: 11
Coding region: 60-1676 (538 amino acids)
Biological process (GO): mRNA splicing, via spliceosome
Cellular component (GO): spliceosomal complex
Molecular function (GO): nucleic acid binding
Source: RefSeq, a predicted model, not a curated record
UGCAUUUACUACGAACCGGAAGCAAACGUACCACGAACGUCGGAAAGAAGGUCAGCAACAUGGCGGACGAAAAGAAAGCUGUGUCGUUCGGUUUCUCCAAGAAGAUAGAGACCAAAGUGAAGCAGAAAUCAGCUCUAGAUGACGGGAAGUCGAACGUGAAGGAGGAGACUGACUUCGUGGUGUCUCUCGAGGGAAAAUCUGUGAAAAGUUUGAAACCCAAAGAUGAGCCCAAAGAGCUGAUCAUCCCCCUUAUAAGGGAGAACCAGUGGAAUGUACCAUCAACUGACAGGGAUGGGCAGGAUGGGGUGAAAAAGUCCAGUCUGGCAGAGAAACUUGAGCAGAAGAUGGCCAAGACGGACCGGUCCACUGAGGUGGAGGGGAGAGACGAUGAUGUCAGCAGGGCAGCAAGGGAGGUCAUGGAAGAUGCGGCCAGGUCCAUGGGUAAAUGGGAGGACAGGGGCAACGACCGGAAGUACGAUGACCUCACGGUGCCCCUGAUGUCGCUCAACAAGGCUCCGGAGGGGUUCGAGACCGACAGCAAACUGGACGUGUCAAUCAGACCUGACGAGGCCAGUCUGGAUGACUAUGAGGCGAUGCCUGUGGAGGCCUUCGGGAUGGCUGCACUACGGGGGAUGGGGUGGACACCAGAGGAGGGGAUAGGGAGAACAUUCAAACAACAUGUGGACCCCCUGCAGCUCCAGGUGCGGCCCAAGGGCCUGGGUCUCGGCGCCGUCGUGAGACCCACGGAGGACAAGAACCAGCGACCGCUGAAACCCGGCGAGACUCGGAAGGAGGAGGACACCAGGGGGCUGGUGCCGGGAGCACACGUGCUGAUACUGGCGGGGCCACACAGGGACAUGUAUGGCAAGGUGGAAAGUCUGAAUGGGGAGACGGCCCGGGCUGUGGUGUCCCUCGCCUUGGGUGGUCAGACACUGGACAUCAGCGAGAAUGCCCUGCAAGUGGUCAGCAAGGAGGAAUACAAGAAAAAUAGCCACAAAAUCAAAGAGAAAGAAGUUAAUGGGAACUCAUCCAGAGAAAAAGAGAGAAAGAAAGAGAGACACAGGGAUAGAGAAGACGAAGACCGACAUCACAGAGAGAAGGGCAGAAGAAAAGAAGAUAGGAAAGAUGACAGAAGGAAAGACAGAGACGACAGAAGAGAUAGAGAAAAGGAAUCAGACAGAAAAAGAAAACAUGAUGAUGAUCACUACAGAGAAAGUAAGUCCAAGAGCAAAAGAAAAGAGGAUGACUAUGAAUCUGUUUCCAGUAAGGAGCACAGAAGCUCCCCCUGUCAGAGUAGACCGGUACAGCAGGCCUGUUGGAUGAGACCACAGCUCAGAGUCCGUGUUAUUGAUAAACACUACAAGAAUGGCAAAUAUUACAACGCAAAGGUGGCCAUAGAUGAUGUAACAGAUGCAGAAACCUGUACAUGUGUGACUGAGGAUGGGAGAGUUAUAGACGGUGUAAAACAGCCCAUGUUGGAAACUGUUAUCCCAAAGACUGAACCAGGGUACAUCCUAGUGGUGGGGGGGAAGUAUAAAGGACAGAAAGCUGAAAUUAUAGGGAAGGACAAGAAGAACUGCAUAGCUACAGUCCAGUUCCUGCCGGACAGAGAAAAAACAGUGAAAGUCAGCUACGAUGACAUCUGUCAAUAUCUGGGAGACGUGGAGACUUACUGAGACAUAAACCUGGUGUCAAACUGUCAACAACUUUGGACUGAAUUUGUUUAUUGUCAGAAGCUUGGAAAAUCUCAAUAUCACCAAAGAGUUGUCCAUAUUUUUGCCUGAAAACCUACUGUUACAUUUGACGAAGCUUGUUGACCACUGAUCCCCAAAAACUGUGCAGUGAUCGAGAGGAGACCAAUACUAUUGUUGCGGAAAAUGUCCUUUAGAGCUUGCAGGUUUGUCAAGCAAGCCAAUUUACCAGCUGUGCGACACUGACUCAAUGUCAUGAAUUGUUUUCCCAAAAUGCUAUCUCAGCAGUGAGGUUUGGAAUGUUGUAUGGCUUAUUUUGUGUUUGACUUUGUAUCCGAUUGGUAAUAAUAUUGCAGAAACUGUGGCAGUUUAUCUAAACAAAAAAGUUGUGAUUACUUCGAAUUAAUUCCUCCAUUCUUUUGUUUUUGUGCUGAUACCCAUAAGUUUGUAUUUUUUGCUAUGUAUAGGUUUAUAUUCUUUGAACUGAACCCUUGAUAUUCUCAGAAAUAAACUGUGAAGUA